Trichoderma asperellum CBS 433.97 is the source of this 2331-nucleotide messenger RNA. RefSeq lists its product as uncharacterized. Gene Ontology annotation, cellular component: RSC-type complex; SWI/SNF complex. NCBI's taxonomy places the organism in Eukaryota, Fungi, Ascomycota, Sordariomycetes, Hypocreales, Hypocreaceae. Gene Ontology annotation, biological process: regulation of transcription by RNA polymerase II. The record is from RefSeq and is a predicted model, not a curated record.
AUGGCCAGCGGCGGCAAAUGGCGCGAGGAGCAGGUCCUCGUCAUCUGCCCCGGCAGCAGGACCACCAUGGCCCAGCUUGGCUGCGGCGAACUCUCGCCUCCACACCAUCGCAUCCCCACGAGGAUGUUUAGAGACGAGGAGGAUUCGAACCUGUGGCGGCCGUACUACACAUAUAAGAGGGUGACGACGAUUGACGGCGUGGAGAAUGAAGAGUGGGUGGAGGAUGUGGACGAGGAUAAGGGUGCCGUAUGGCCAAUCGAGGGUGGCCGCAUCGUUCAGAUGGAUGCUUUUCUCGCCUUCCUGGACCACGUCCACGGCCUGCUCACCACGACAUACCACAACACACCCAUCAUGCUGAUGGCAUCUCCGCAGUGGACGCGCCCCGACUGCGAGACCAUUGCGCGGUAUAUCUUCGAGAAGACAAAGACGCCCGCGCUCUGUUUGAUUCACAGCGGCAUUGCCACGCAGUACGGUCUCAAGUGGCCCAACAUGACCGUCAUCGACAUUGGCUACGAGAAGGUCGAUGUCACGGCUAUCCAUGACGGACGGGUCAUUAACCACAUGGAUCUUGGCCGACCACAGCCUGGACGACACAUUAGUGGAGGAGAGGUCUUUACACAGAAACUGCAGCAGCUGCUGACGGACAAGGGCUUCAACCACGACAUGGCUGAACAGCUGAAGAAGAGCGGUAUCUGCGAAGUGCUGCCGUACGCUCCAUCUCAGAAGAAUCUCGUUGUGCUCCCCGUUGAGACUGCAGACGCAGCACGCUCAGCGGCAGCUCAAGGCAAGGCAGCGGAAUCAGCCGCAGCGGAAUCUACAACGGCAGACGGAUCCGUGCAGGAUGUCCCCAGGAUCGAGGAGCCUACUAGGACGGAGGAUGUCGCUAUGGAGGACAACGACGGCCUAGACACCAAUGUUGACGAUGAUGGUGUCCUGGACGUUGCCACCAUCGUCACCAGCGGCCAAACCAAGGAGUUCCUGGCCAAGAAGGAAAAGGAGAAGGAGAAGGGCAGGCCUGGGCGAAAACCGAAAGCGGAUAAGGAAGCGGAGGCAGCUGCUGCUGCAAGGCCUGUUCGACAGCCCAACUCCAAGAAGGUGCGCAACACGUUUUCAUAUGAGGAGAUUAUCAUGGAAGAGGUCCCCAAGGAGGUGCCUGCGCCUAUAGCUGAGCCAGAGCCCACGCCUAUGCAAGGUGUGGAGAGCAACAGCGCCGCCGAAGGCGUUCCCGCAGCAGCCCCGGCCGUUGCCCCAACAGAAUCAGCUGCAGAACCGGCAGCGGUGCCGGCAACAGAAGGAUUGCAGAGCGAGAAGCCUGCUGAGCCCACGUCCGACGCAGCAGCGGUAGGAAGUGAGGCUGCUGUCGAUGGCGCCAAUAGCAGUGCAGACUCUAAGCCCCCUGCCCCUGAAGCAGCAGGAACCGACAACGAGCCUGUUAUCAAGUCCGAAGUCAAGUCCGAAGAGGCAAAGGUCAACGGCAAUGGCGAUGCCACAACCUUGGCUACAGCCCCAGAGUCCAAGCCAACUGAAGCCGUCAACGGCAACAACGGCGACAAGCCCGAUGCCGCCGCCGCUGACUCCAACGAACCCCCCGAGCUCAGACCGCGCAAGAUCCGCCGCGAAAUCGAAGUCGGCCUGGAGCGUUUCCUCUUCGCGGACCGCGACGAAAUCGACCGCAUCGUCACCACCAUCUACCGCACCAUCCAGGGCGUCGAGGACAUGUACAUGCGCCCGGCCUGCUGGGACAACCUCGUCUUCGUGGGCAACGGCUCGCGGCUGCGCGGCCUCAAGGACAACAUUCUGCAGACCCUGCAAGCGCGCCACAUCAUCUCGCCGUCCACGGCCACCAUGUUCACGUCCGAGCUGCCCUCCAACGUCGCCACGCCCGCCGGUACAGGGGCCCAGACACCCGUCGGCAACUUUGCCGGAGCGCCGCACCAGCUGUCCACCAGCAGCGUCAACCCGCUGCUCCAGGCCGCCACCACGGCCAGCACCUUUGGCAUCCCCGGCAGGGACACCAUUCAAGUCGCUACGGGAUCGACGCCCAUGGUCGGCUCCGAGGCUGCUGGCCCGGCGAGCGGCCACCACUUCCACAGCCAGACGCCCACCAGCAUCAAGACCAUUGCGCUGCCGACGUACCUCAGCGAGUGGAGCAAGAACGGCUUCGAGGAGGCCAUGUUCCUGGGCGCGCAGGUGGCUUCGAGGAUAGCGUUUUGCCUGCACUCCAACAUGGAUGCUCAGGCGAUUGAGGCGCAGAAGUCGAUGAGUUUGAGCAGAGUGGACUACAAUGAACACGGCCCCAAAGGCAUCCGAACACACUCCAUGCUCAGCUAA